Molecule: messenger RNA, 1137 nt
Organism: Botrytis byssoidea
Lineage: Eukaryota; Fungi; Ascomycota; Leotiomycetes; Helotiales; Sclerotiniaceae
Exons: 3
Coding region: 1-1137 (378 amino acids)
Molecular function (GO): UDP-glycosyltransferase activity
Source: RefSeq, a predicted model, not a curated record
AUGGUGAUGCCCUGGACGGCUCCCGAUUAUCUUGAUAUCUACAGAGAGAUCUCUGAUAUAUUGGAUACUGUAGAUCCAGUUAUUGUGGCUGUAGAUCCAAUAUUUGGUCCUGGCGUUGAUGCUGUAAGAGCUCAGGGACGUAAUCAUGUUAUCAUCUCACCAAAUACACUGAAAGAUAGUUUUGCAAAGUAUCAACCUUGGGGAGCUGUACUUUGGAAGUAUCCAGUUUUGAGUUCCGCAUUUCCAUAUCCAGUGCCCUGGCACCUCAUUCCUUCAAACAUAUACAGGAACCUGCGUCUCGCAUACAGUGUGCUAUUCGCUCCAACUACUUCUUUCAAGCGCGCAUAUCUCAAAGAAGACGGAAUUGAAACCCCCUUGGAUUUUUUCACCGUAUAUCACAAAGACUAUCCAUGGAUAUCCCAAAGUUCUCAAGAACUCGAAUACCCUCUCGACAUCAUUCCCGAGAAUGUGGUCCAAUGCGGACCUAUUUUUCUUUCAACAGCCACAGCUGCAGAACAAGAUCCAGAAUUAUCUGAACGGCCUAAAAGUUCCCUAACAGUCUUGAUAAAUCUAGGAAGCGUGGUAGACUACGAUCUCAGUGCCGCAACCGAGAUGACAAAAGCGAUCAGAAUUCUACUCGACAAUACUGCCGUCCAGGUACUGUGGAAAUUCAACAAACGCCACCCAUUCAGCGAUGAAUUUCUCGAUAUACUCUCUCCGGAUCUCGAAUCAGGACGUGUAAGGAUGUCCAAAUGGAUAAAAGUCGAUCCGGCCGUCUUGUUAGAGACAGGAAAUAUCAUUGCUUCAGUCCAUCAUGGAGGAGCAAAUUGUUUCUACGAAGCUAUUGGGACGGGAAUUCCUCAAGUCGUAUUACCCCUGUGGGUCGAUCUUUAUGAUUAUGCCGUAAAGGCUGAGUACCUGGGUGUGGGAGUUUGGGGUAGUAGGAAGGCGGCUCCUUAUUGGAAAGCGGACGAAUUAAGCACUGCAUUCUUAAAAGUCGUAGGGGAUAGCAAAGAGGCAAUUUCGAUGCGCAAAAAAGCAAGGGAAUUAAGCUUACCAUACAAAGCAAAGCCAGGUCGCAUAACCGCGGCUCACGAACUGGCAAAACUAGCACGAUCCUCGGGCUCGUCACUGUGA